CUGAGCACAGCUACUCGGUGUCUUGCCGAUUAAGUUGUGCUCAGGAAAUGCAGCGGCUUUCAGAGGAGAUAAGGGGUCUGGAAAGGGAACUUGGUGCCCUCAAAGUAGAAUCCAACAAGUCAAAGCCCAUGUCUAUUAAUAACAUAAAAGACAAUGAAGAGAAGAUGCUUUUAUACACAUCCCUACAGUUUGACAUAUUUGAUGUCCUGGUGCGACUAUUCGAUCUUCAUUACUAUAAUGAUUGGACACCUACGAUGGAAAUUGAUGACCAACUACUCAUUGUCCUCAUGAAGUUGAAACUCAAUUUUCGUGACAUUGACUUGGCCCAUAGAUUUUGUGUCAGCCGACCUACAAUUUCGAACAUUUUUCAUACACUUGUCCAUACUCUACAUGAGAUGCUGUUUGCUGGCAUAGUCAACAAAUGUUUUCCAAGUCAACUCAAGUGCAAAGGGUCCAUGCCGAAAUCUUUUGAGGAUUUCUCCUCUGCCAGAGACUCCAUGGAUGCAAUUGAAACCACCCAAGACAUCCCGACACAUAUGGAUAGUCAGGCCAUGGCGUACAGUAGCUACAAAAGUCGUCAUACUGUUAAAGCGGUAACUUGCGUAGCGCCAAAUGGUGCUAUUGCAUUCUGUUCCAAACUGUAUCCAGGUUCCAUCUCCGAUGUAGCCAUUGUAUCUCACAGUAAAGUCCUACAGAAGUUUAAGGCAGGAGACUUAAUUUUGGCCGACAAAGGUUUUACUAUCCAUGAUUAG
Messenger RNA from Ostrea edulis (European flat oyster), 752 nucleotides. RefSeq lists its product as uncharacterized. The record is from RefSeq and is a predicted model, not a curated record. The transcript has 3 exons. NCBI's taxonomy places the organism in Eukaryota, Metazoa, Mollusca, Bivalvia, Ostreida, Ostreidae. Bases 48 to 752 code for a protein of 234 amino acids.